This is a messenger RNA of Trichoderma atroviride IMI 206040, 1645 nucleotides long. The record is from RefSeq and is a predicted model, not a curated record. NCBI's taxonomy places the organism in Eukaryota, Fungi, Ascomycota, Sordariomycetes, Hypocreales, Hypocreaceae.
AAAUCAGAACUAUGCAAACAAGCCCAGCGAUGCAGAUUUAUUUCUUCUUCUCUCUCUCUCUCUCUCUCUCAAAGCAACUACGAAUUUUUUGGCAUUCACAAUGUUAUUAUAACUAGGCAACUAUUACCAAAGAGCAUAAAUCAACUAAUCCGUACAUAUCGAGAACACUCUUUUCUUCUUUCUUUCUUCAGCAUCCUAUUCUUCCUUUUCUUAACGACGUUACGAACUACCCCCCAAAAAGCUGUUUGACUUAAGCCGGCAAUGUUUUUCCUCUUGUUAAACAGCAGCUAUCUGUCGACCAGCUGAUUACCAAAGCGACUUGAUCGAUUUUUCCUUUUGUCCCUUUUUCUUAUUCGCACAACACCCUGGCCGAGCCCCGAGUUAGAGUUCUAGAGAAAGCAGGAUAUAGCACAUGCGUUGAUUUCGGGAUCUCUUAUCCAACAACGCUGGGGAACUGCAGCUAGCCCUCGAUGGGCCGUGGAUAAAAAAGAAUUAUGCGGCAGAUGAUGAGAGCAGAGGGCAAGAGAGGACGAAAAAAAUAUAUACCACAUCAUCUGUAUACACAAGAGAGGAACCUGCUCGAGGCUACCCACCGCAUUCUGUACCUGGUUGAUCAGGCAGAUUCUGGUUUUAUUCCAAUGGUUUUGACCCGCCAAUCUUUAUAUAAUACUCUCUUUUUCCUUUCUAUUAUUGUAUUUUUGCGUUGCGUUGCGUUUUUUCCUUUCCUUUCUUUUUUUUUCUGCGUCGUUUGCGUUAUUUGUUACAAGGAGGCGGCCUUACUGUUCCUUUUUGAGCCUGUCUUGAAUUUUCUCUCGCUUCUUAUUGAUACAAGUUUUCUUAAGAGAAGGGUGUUUUGGGCGCUGGAGCGUUUUUUGGAGGGCAGGGAGGAAAGGGGGGAGGGAAAGAUGGAGGUUGGAGGGCCUCUUUUUUUUGUGAUUUUUUUCUUCUUCUCUUUUUUUUUAGGUAUUUUUCUGAGAAAGAUCGAAAUACUCAAAUCCUGGAGAAAAAAGCACGGAAAUCGACUUGUCGAUGUUUUAUAUGGUGACGGUGAUGUAUGUGCGAAGAUUGGGCGGAAAUUAUGUGAAGAAUUGUAGAUUGUCAUUUAGAGAUAUUCCUUCUUUUUUUCUCCUGCUAAGCGAGCGAGGACUUGGUACAUGAGACUGUUUAUACUACUGGGUAGUAUUAUAUCGAAUUUGAGACUUUUAAAAAGAAACGAUUGCAAUUUGGCGAUACGAUAAGGGGGGGCAUUGUGAUGAGCAGCCUUGAAAAGCUUAAUUCGUCUGUAAACAAGAAGCGUAAACGCUAGCUGGUCUUUUACGCGUGUUGGCGAAGUCAAGGUUUGUUAUAGGGGCUGCCAUGUGCUAAAGACUGGAUGAAUGACGCCUACUCAAUAGCUUCAUCUUCCCCAUGCAGUGGAAUUCUAUUCCGGGAGAGACAUUAGCGGGACGCGCGUACGGACCGUUCUGUCUCAGAAUCUCAAGGGAAGGCCUCGAAUCGAAGGCUUCUAGAAAGCCAGCUGACUCUUUCAGCGCUGUCCUACGGAAGAAGACAAAAAAACGAGGCUGUAUUGUCCUAGACGGGAUGGAACGGGCAGGGCGCGCACUAAUAAGCCCUUUUCUUCAAAGUGGGAUUUCAUUGGAAAACU